This is a messenger RNA of Nicotiana attenuata, 2301 nucleotides long. RefSeq names its product probable receptor-like protein kinase At5g15080. The transcript has 6 exons. The coding region runs from base 436 to 1872 and encodes 478 amino acids. Gene Ontology annotation, molecular function: protein kinase activity; ATP binding. The record is from RefSeq and is a predicted model, not a curated record. Lineage: Eukaryota; Viridiplantae; Streptophyta; Magnoliopsida; Solanales; Solanaceae. Gene Ontology annotation, biological process: protein phosphorylation.
AUAUAUAUUAUUUUUUAUUUUUUAUAUUAAGGAGCCAGGAACUGGUCAAGCAGCAUAUUUGUUAAGAUUUCAAUAUCUUUGGGCAGCAGAGAUUUCUUUUUGAAGUGGGAUUAUCUGAAGUACCAGCUUUGCUUUGUACAGUGCUCUUUGCUUUGCUUGUGAUCUGAAUCAAAAAUAGCUCUGUUGGAGGCUUUCAGUGUCAUGUUUUCUUGAUCUUUUGAACUGGGUCUGAGCUAUUUCAUCUGUAUAUUUAUUGGAGGAUUUGGUUCUGAAGAUAUUUGGAAUUCCUUUUUCAUUCUCUAUUUAGGUCAUGUCAGGGAACUGUGGUUCAAUUGUGUAAGGGUUUUUGGAGAUUACUGGACAGAGGUUUGGAAAAAGAACAAUUUUUAGGUUGUGUAACAGUGGUGGGGUUGAUGAUUUUUGGUAUUGUUAACUAUGGGUUUAGGUGUUGAUGGUGUAAAGGGGGAGUCUUGGGAGGUAGAGAAAUCAAAGGGAAGGAAGAAAAAAGAAGGGGAAGAGGAGGAGAGUGGUUGUUGGAUAAAGUUGAGGUUUAUUGGUAGCUGUAUUUCUUCAAGAUCUAAAGUUGAUAGCUCCAUCAGUGGCAUCAGCACUCACUGCGAAAGUAAAUCCACAAAUGAUACAAGCAUAGACCAGACUGUUGCUCCAAUUAUUUCUUCCACGACCACAAGUAAUGCAGAAAGUAAUGCUUCCACCUCCAAGCUCGAAGAGGAACUUAAAGUGUUUUCACGGCUUCGGAAGUUCGCAUUCAAUGAUUUGAAGCUGGCCACUAGAAACUUCAGACCAGAAUCCCUUCUUGGUGAAGGAGGUUUUGGCUGCGUCUUCAAGGGGUGGAUUGAAGAGAAUGGGACAGCACCUGUUAAACCAGGGACAGGGCUUACAGUUGCUGUGAAAACUCUAAAUCAUGAUGGGCUUCAGGGUCACAAAGAAUGGCUGGCUGAAGUAAAUUUUCUUGGUGACCUCAUUCAUCCCAAUCUAGUUAAACUGAUUGGUUAUUGUAUUGAAGAUGAUCAAAGGCUGCUAGUUUAUGAAUUUAUGCCUCGAGGAAGCUUGGAGAACCAUCUGUUCAGAAGGUCCCUGCCUCUUCCAUGGUCCAUCCGGAUGAAGAUAGCUCUGGGUGCUGCAAAAGGUCUUGCUUUUCUUCAUGAGGAAGCAAAAAGACCAGUGAUAUACCGUGAUUUCAAAACAUCCAACAUUCUGCUAGAUGCGGAUUACAAUGCCAAACUUUCUGAUUUUGGACUUGCCAAAGACGGUCCAGAGGGCGACAAGACCCAUGUUUCUACUCGUGUCAUGGGAACAUAUGGAUAUGCAGCUCCAGAGUAUGUUAUGACAGGACAUUUGACAUCAAAGAGUGAUGUCUACAGUUUUGGUGUAGUUCUGCUUGAAAUGAUGACAGGUAGGAGGUCAAUGGACAAGAACCGGCCAACUGGGGAGCAUAACCUUGUUGAGUGGGCACGGCCACAUUUGGGUGAAAGAAGAAGGUUUUAUAAAUUAAUAGAUCCUAGACUUGAAGGUCAUUUUUCUAUAAAAGGUGCGCAGAAAGCUGCACAGUUAGCUGCUCGAUGCCUUAGCCGGGAUUCCAAAGCUAGACCUAUGAUGAGUGAAGUGGUUGAAGCCUUGAAGCCUUUGCCGAACCUCAAGGACAUGGCCAGCUCCUCAUACUAUUUUCAGACCAUGCAAGCUGACCGAAUUGGAUCAAGCCCAAAUACAAGAAAUGGCCUUAAAACGCAGGGAUCAUUCUCAAGGAAUGGACAACAGCAACCAAGAAGUCUUUCAAUUCCAAAUGGUUCUCAUGCUUCUCCAUACCGUCAUCAACCUCCUCAGAAUUCACCAAAGCCAAAUGGCGAAGCAUAGAAUUGGAUUGGCAGAAAUCUGUUUCUAUCAUUCUUUCAUAUCGCCCUCCAUAUAUUUUGUUGGCCCACAUUUAUCCUUGGAUGACUGGCAAGGAAAUAGGAGUACACAUUUUACAUGAUGUAGUGAUCUUUGAGAGUGCUAAACUCCUACUUGAAAAGAAUGUAGCAAAAGCACCAUGGAGUAAAUAUAUUUCUGUCGUAGGGGGAAUUUGUAAUUGUCACUGAUUCAAUUCCUCAGAAAAAGGGUAAAUUUUUUGUUAAUUGCAGCUUCAUAUAGUGGAGUGUAGCAAGUAUAUCAAUUGUUGAACUGCAGUCGUCAUGUCUUAGCAGAUAGUAGUAUACUUUUGUUUGUUCUUUUCGUUACUUUACCGUUCUGGUUUGACAGUUGAGCAACAUUCUUUAUUGAAGGCAAUUUUUGUACUGAGAUCAA